Messenger RNA from Epithele typhae, 2253 nucleotides. RefSeq lists its product as uncharacterized. The record is from RefSeq and is a predicted model, not a curated record. The coding region runs from base 1 to 2253 and encodes 750 amino acids. NCBI's taxonomy places the organism in Eukaryota, Fungi, Basidiomycota, Agaricomycetes, Polyporales, Epitheliaceae. The transcript is spliced from 7 exons.
AUGGAAGAACUACUUGCUAUGGACGAUGCCACGCUGCUUAACAUGAAGAAGAUGCCAUUGCAGCUCCUAGCGAUUAGCCAUGGAAUCAGAGGGGGCGCACGCAAGAACAUCGCUAUUGCGCGGGAGCUCAUUAAGCUUCGCAAUGAAUACAGAAAUGAUCCGACGAGGACUACCUCAACAUUCCUGCGUCGCCCGCAGUCUUUGCAGGCGAACGACAAGACAAUUAUAAAGGUGGAUAAAAAACCAGAAGAAACAGAAGAACCGCCCAUGGCUUCAAGCGCUCCAACCAUCGCGAAGAAGCCGAGUGGCACACACGUUGACCCGCCACUCGUGCCCUCUGAAGCAUCACCUAUCGACAAGCCUGCUGAUGUGGCUGCCGCGGAGCCUCUAAAGGACGAUGGUACCACAGAUCCGAUCGCAGGACCAUCAAAGAAACCCAACAGAAGGCCAAGUCGCCCCAAAAAGAGGAAGACCAUCAACAAAGACCCUGCAAAAACUACGGGUAGGAAGCCCCGUCCUCGUGUCCCACCACCAGUUUCCUCUCCUUCGAUCGUGGGGUCGAGUCCUACCGCCACUCCUCGUUCAAAUGUGUCCAAUAUCCCAGUUGGACAAGCCAUGGAAACUGCUUCGACUGCACCUCAUGCACAACAUCCUCGCUCAUCUGCACCGACACCUUCCACGCAGCCCUCUUCCCAUAACCUUCCAGUUCCAUACCCGUACGGCGGAUUUGGUGCUGGUUAUCCGGCUUCGUUUGUCAUGAAGAUGAGGGAGCAAGCCUCGCACUCUGUUGCCGCGGACUCGUCCUUUGCGUCGUCUCGUAACCCGUCGGCCUUGUCUCCAGUCUCGCAGGGGCCGUCAACUGCACCCCCUCCGGCAUCUGUCGGACUUCCACCGCCGUGGCAAGGCCAGGUGGAAUCUCCUGCUCCUGCCUCCAUAGAGUCUGCUUCCGUUUCCCAUGUACACACGUCCACAUCGAGAACCCGCUUGGCUCCUACUGCGCAGGCGGCGGCUUCCACCUCUAUGCCUCCUCCUCCUCCUCCUCCCCCUCCGGUCCCCCACAAGUCAUCUUCCCGCCCAAAUCCUGCCUCAAUCCCCGUUGCCCCGGGGUUAUUCAUUCGCAAUGGUCCCCGUACCCCAGAAGAAGACGACGAUGCUGGCCCCCACACGACAAUUCCCGCAGAUAUUAGCCGCGAGGCGAAGGAGACAGGUCGCAUGGUCGUGCUCAUACCUCACGACAUGACCGCGAAGGAUAUCAAGACCGAGCUCCCCUCUCUCGAGCGGCAGGCCGGCCCAAACCCGAUCUUCCUCCGCAUGGGCCUCCGCCCAGGGCACCCAUCCUUGCGGGGGCCUGAUGACCCGCGUGGACGCCCCACACGCGUACCCGUAGAGGCCUACCAGCACGCGCCCGCUCUAGCACACGAUCCCCCAGCAUCACACAACGCCCCAUCCGCACCCGCCUCCCAGCAGCCCUCCGCGCAGCCACCACCGCCGGUGCCCGAGCGCAUCCGCGCGAUGGCCACCGCCGCGGCGACGGACCCCGGCCUCGCGCGCGCGCUUUUCACCGCCGCGGGACAGUACUACCAGUCCGCCUCUCGCACGCCUGAGCCCUCUCCGGCCGCCGGGGAUCCCGAGAAGAAGAAGAAGAAGCGGCGCGGGCGCGAGGCCGAUGACGCGGACGUGCGCGCGCUCGUGCAGGACAUGGCGGACAUGGCGGCCAUCCAGGAGGCGCGCCGACGGCGGCUCGAGGGCUUCGACACGGACCUGAGCCGGUUCGAGGGCGGGUUCCGGACGCUGGGCGCGCUCGUGCGCCAGGAGCGCGCGGCGUUCAACCGGAUGCAGCCCUACCUCGACUUCGCGAACGUGGAGAUGCCGGACGCGUGGGACGAGGAGGCGGUGUGGGACCGCGCGGGGAAGCUGCUGCACGAAGAGGAAACGGACCGGUAUGUGGAGAUGGAGUCGGACGACGAGGAUGGACACAUGUACGCCGGGGCGGUGCAGGUUCGAUGGGUGGCGGAUCCUAACGCCUCUAAGGAGCAAUGGCUUGAGAUCGCGCAUGCUGAGACCGCGACAGAGAAGAAGAUGAUGGCGAGGGAGAUGGCUGAGGCUGAGGCGUGCGAGGCUGAAGCUGCAGCCAAGGAAGAGUCUCGAAAGAGGAAGCGUGAACGCGCUGCUGUAAGGGGUGCCAGCAAGAAGAUGCGGCAGGAGCACACGGACACUCCAGCUAAGCCGCAGGCGGGCCACCCGCGAGGUUAA